AUGCCAACUUCAGAACACGACGAGUCGGCCGCACCUGAGACCUCAGAAAAUAGUGAUCAUGUUAAACAUUUGAAUAUUAAAGUAACUGACAAUAACAAUGAGGUUUUCUUCAAGAUCAAAAGUACAACUCCCUUGAAGAAACUAAUGGAUGCAUUUUGCGAAAGACAGGGCAAGUCCCCUGCUUCAGUAAGGUUUCUCCAUGAAGGAAGUCGUGUUCAACCAACAGAUUGCCCAGAAUCAAUAAAUAUUGAAGACGGAGAUACGUUAGAAGUACAUCAGGAACAAAUCGGUGGCGCAUCCUCAUCGAACUGA
Blumeria graminis f. sp. triticale is the source of this 312-nucleotide messenger RNA. NCBI's taxonomy places the organism in Eukaryota, Fungi, Ascomycota, Leotiomycetes, Helotiales, Erysiphaceae. The record is from the annotation of a GenBank genome assembly.